AUGGCGAAAGGUUUCUACAUCAGCAAGACUGUUGGGGUGGUUGGAAUCAUGGUGGGGGCUGCAGCAGUGGCCACCAUCAUCACUCUGUCUGUGCUCUACUCUCAGGAGAAAGCCAAAAACAAUGAGGUGAAACCAACUGAAGGAACGACCAUGACAACAACCACUACAACAGCUGCACCAACAACUGCACCAUCCAAUGAGGCUUGGGACAGCUACCGUCUCCCUGAUACUCUUCUUCCAGACACCUACGAUGUCACGUUGUGGCCACGGCUCAAACCUGACAACCGCGGCAUCUACAUCUUCACUGGAAACUCCAGUGUGGUCUUCAAGUGCAUGAAGGAAACCGACAUGAUCCUCAUUCACUCCAACAAGCUGAACCUGACUACAGCCCCCACUCUGACCGCACUCGGCAGCACACCUGCACCAACCAUAAAGACCCACUGGAUGCAGGUGACCACUCAGUAUCUUGUAAUUCAGCUAAACGACAACUUGAAGGUGGGAGAAUCCUACGAGCUCUUCACUGAGUUCUUGGGGGAGCUUGCUGAUGACCUAAGUGGAUUUUACAGAAGUGUAUACCAGGAGGAUGGACAGGAGAAGGUCGUAGCCACCAGUCAAAUGCACCCAACCUACGCCCGUAAAACCUUCCCUUGCUUCGAUGAACCUGCUAUGAAAGCUGUCUUCCACAUCACUGUCCUGCAUGAGCGAGGAACGGUCGCUCUCUCCAACGGAAUAGAAAUUGAAACAGUGAACACCACAGUUGAUGGCACUGCUGUCACCAUCACCAGGUUUGAACCCACGCCGAGAAUGUCAUCAUACCUCCUCGCUCUGGUUGUCAGUGACUUCAUGAAUGUUCAGUCAAUGCAAAACACUUUGAUUCGGAUUUGGGCUCGUAGGAAAGCGGUCACUGAUGGACACUGUGCCUAUGCCCUCAACCUCACUGGACCCAUCCUCCAAUUCUUUGAGGAUUACUAUAAGGUUCCCUACCCUCUCUCUAAAUCAGACCAGAUCGCUCUGCCGGACUUCUACUUUGGAGCGAUGGAGAACUGGGGGCUGGUCACUUACAGAGAGACAUACCUCUUCUAUGAUCCACUCAUCUCCUCGAAUGCAAACAAAAAGAAAACAGCCACUUUAAUUGCCCACGAGCUGGCGCACAUGUGGUUUGGAAACCUUGUGACUCUGAAAUGGUGGAAUGAGGUUUGGUUGAAUGAAGGUUUUGCCACCUAUGUCUCUUACCUCGGCGCAGACUAUGCUGAACCCACCUGGCAUCUGAAAGACCUGAUCAUUCUGGAUGACGUCCACAAAGUUUUUGCCGUGGACGCUCUGGCCUCCUCCCGCCCCCUCUCCUCUAAAGAGGAGGACAUCACGAGACCGGAGCAGAUCAGCGAGGUGUUCGACACCAUCUCCUACAGCAAGGGGGCGUCAGUGCUGAGGAUGCUCUCAGACUUCCUAACAGAGCCGGUCUUCCUUAAGGGCCUGAAGACCUACUUGAACACGUUUGCCUAUAAGAACACGGUGGGCUCAGAUCUGUGGGAUCAUCUCCAAAGAGCAGUCCACACUAAUGGAACGGUUCUUCUCCCCAUGACGGUUGGAGAAAUCAUGGACCGCUGGGUUCUUCAGAUGGGUUUCCCAGUGGUCACCAUCAACACUGCUACUGGGCAGCUGUCUCAGAAACACUUCCUGCUGGACCCUGAGUCUGUAGUGGACGUUCCGUCUCAGUUUGAUUAUGAGUGGAUCGUCCCUGUUAACUGGAUGAAGUCGGGGGUGGAGCAGACGCCGGUGUGGCUCCUGGAGAGGAGCGCGUUCCACACUGAGAUGAGGACGGUGGGGGACUGGGUGCUGUUGAAUCUCAACCUGACAGGAUAUUACAGAGUGAACUACGACACGGAGAACUGGGAACGCAUCCUAAACCAGCUCAACAGCAACCACCAGGCUGUUCCAGACAUUAACAGGGCCCAGAUUGUGGAUGAUGCCUUUAACCUUGCCAGGGCCAAGAUGAUUCCCAUCAGUUUAGCUCUGAACACAACCAAGUUCCUCUCGCAGGAGAUGGCCUACCUGCCCUGGCAGUCAGCCUUAAACAACCUGGACUAUUUCUACCUCAUGUUUGACCAAACAGACAUCUACGAGAGCAUGCAGGCGUAUCUCAGGAAGCAAAUUACGCCGCUUUUCGAGCACUUCAGGAACAUCACCACAGACUGGACGGAAGUACCUGACGGACACACAGAUCAGUAUAAUCAGGUGAACGCUAUCAGGGUGGCCUGCAGCACCGGAGUGGACGGCUGCCAGAACCUCACUGCAGAAUGGUUCACACAGUGGAUGCAACAUCCAGAGCAGAACCCGAUUCACCCAAACCUGAGGUCCACAGUGUACUGCAGUGCUGUGGCUGCAGGGGGCGCCAAAGAGUGGGACUUUGCCUGGGAGAUGCUCCAGACUGCCAGCAUCGCUAGUGAGGCGGAUAAACUGAUGUCAGCACUGGCCUGCACUAAAGAUACCGGACUCUUAGAGAGGUAUCUGACCUUCACUCUGGACCCGAUGAAGAUUCGGAAACAGGACGCUACCUCGGUCAUCGUUCAGAUCGCCGGGAACGUAGAGGGGCGGAGUUUAGCGUGGAAUUUCACCACCCUGAACUGGAGAUACAUUUUCACUGAGUACGGUGUCGGGUCGUUUUCCUUCGCUAAGCUCAUAAGCGGCAUAACACAGACGUUUUCCACUCAGUAUCAGCUUGACCAGCUACUGCAGUUUAAGGAGGAGAACGCCGAUGUGGGCUUUGGCGCGGCGAGCUCGGCUCUGGAUCAGGCCAUCGAGAAGACCAGAGCCAACAUGAAGUGGGUCUCAGAGAACCAGAGAGAGAUCAGGGACUGGUUCAGGGCAGAAACAGCCUGAAUCACCUCAGCCUCACAGCAGGAGGACCUGCAGAUACUGUAAAAUCUCCUGCACGUUCACAACAGCCUAUUCCAGCUGUCAUCGGGCGGAAGGCAGGAAACACCCUGGCCAGGUCGCCAGUCCAUCGCAGGGCAGACGUACACAAUCACUCACACCCAGGGGCAAUGUAGCAUGUCCAAUUGGCCUGACUGUGGGAGGAAACCGGAGAAAACCCACACAGACACGGGGAGAACACGCAAGCUCUACACAGAGAGGACCCCAGUCGCCCAGCCGGGGAAUCGAACCCAGGCCCUCCUCGCUGUGAGGCAUCAGCGCUACCCACUUACUCUGAGGCACAUAAGGUUAACAUAUUAAAACUAACUGACAUUUCAUUUUGAAUUUUAUUUUAGUUUAUUACAUCAUACUGUGUAAUUUGUGAAGUUAUAUCGUCCUGUAAAGUGAUGGUGAUGCAUUGUUUUGUGUAUGCUUAUAGUAAAGAAUACAUAUGGAGUCAGUAAAACAGAAUUAAAGCUGUGAAUUCAUCUUGGAACUGCUCUCUUGACCAUCAUGGAGCAGCAAACAGCCUGAGUUUAAUGUACUAUUGAACUAUAGAUGAAGUUACUGGGUAAAUGAAGCUCAAGUUCAAGAGGCUAUGGAUGGAUAGAUGGAUGGAUGGCCCUAUUAAAGUCACCAUUUUUACUCCCUGCAUGCUCUCACUUCAGUAAAGACUCCGAUGUGUUUUACCUUCUAUAAAAUGAGCUGUAGAAAAACCUCAGAUCAGAUUAAUCCAGUGCAAAUGAACAUGCUGGUAAAAAGUCUGUCAUAUUCUGCAGAAAAGCUAUGAAGGCACUUGAAGUGUUUACUCAUGAGCUCUGUGGCUGAAAUCAAGUUGAUUUUACUGCCCUACCUCAACUGUACAACACAGAAUAUUAAAAAUUGUCAAAUUAAGGGGAAAAAAUUUAAGUAAUGAGGUGAGGUGGAGUCACAGCUAAUGGCUAUUCUAAUAAUACAGUGCAGACUGCGGGUUAGGAUAAAGUGAAUGUCGAAUGUUUUAAUAUGUUUUCUACUCGUUUUGGAAGUGGAGGCUGCACAUAAACUGCAUGGUUUACACCGAGAUUUCUUAUCCAGUGUGAAUUGAUCAUAAGCUUUACACACUAUAGUAAAGUCACCCCACCAAUGCUACCCAAAUAGAGAGAGAGAGAGAGAGUGUGUGUGUGUGUAUACAGGGUGGGCCAUUUAUAUGCAUACACCCAAAUAAAAUGGGAAUGGUUGGUGAUAUUAACUUCCUGUUUGUGGCACAUUAGUCGGCUGUUUUGGAUCCAACUUUAGUUUUUUCAGUGGGAAGAGAGUCGAGUGACGCAACAAACGUGCUUGGUUUUAACAUAACUUUAUUCUUUCAUGAGUUAUUUACCAGUUUCUGACCACUUAUAAAAUGUGUUCAAAGUGCUGCCCGUUGUGUUGGAUUGUCAAUGGAACCCUCUUCUCCCGCUUUUCACACACUGAGAGCAACACCGCAGAAGAAACUCCAGCACAGGCUUCCAGUAUCCGUAGUUUCAGGUGCUGCACAUCUCGUAUUUUCACAGCAUAGACUUCGCCUUCAGAUGACUCCAAA
Pygocentrus nattereri (red-bellied piranha) is the source of this 4471-nucleotide messenger RNA. Its product is annotated as aminopeptidase Ey-like. Lineage: Eukaryota; Metazoa; Chordata; Actinopteri; Characiformes; Serrasalmidae. Gene Ontology annotation, biological process: peptide catabolic process; proteolysis. The record is from RefSeq and is a predicted model, not a curated record. Gene Ontology annotation, molecular function: peptide binding; zinc ion binding; metalloaminopeptidase activity. Gene Ontology annotation, cellular component: cytoplasm.